UUGAUGUUGAAGGGUUCCCCCCGUGGAGCAUAGGCAUUGAAACAGUGCUCAAACAUUAAAUUCCCAGACGUCUGGAAAUUUUGUGGUAUUUUUGUUGGGUUAAUUGUACUUGAUUUUGUCAGAACAUUGAUAAUACUUCGGCGCGUGACGACAUGACGAGAUUGCAGGAGAGUAUAAAAGAUCGGAGGCGUCCAAAAAUUUUAUUCACAUUAGCAAGACUAAUCGAAGCAUCAGCACCAUGAAGUUUUUGAUCCUCUUUAUUGCCCUCUUCGCCAUGGCCGCUGCCCUACCUCAGUUUGGAAUCGAAGAAUACGGUGAACAGCAGCAACAGCAGCAAGGAGGAUUUGGCGGUGGAUUCGGAGGUGGAUUCGGUGGUCAGCAGCAGCAGCAGCAAGGAUUUAGCGGUGGUUAUGGAGGCGAUUUCGCUGAUCAGCAGCAGCAGCAGCAAGGAGGCUUUGGAGGUGGAUUCGGAGGUGGAUUCGGUGGUCAGCAGCAGCAACAGCAGGAAGGCUGGUAAAGACCAAUUAAGGUUCAGAGCACCGCCUUAACGCAGAUACCUCAAUAAAAUACGACACUUUAAUUAUAAAAA
Drosophila simulans is the source of this 589-nucleotide messenger RNA. Its product is annotated as heterogeneous nuclear ribonucleoprotein A1. The coding region runs from base 239 to 517 and encodes 92 amino acids. The record is from RefSeq and is a predicted model, not a curated record. Lineage: Eukaryota; Metazoa; Arthropoda; Insecta; Diptera; Drosophilidae. The transcript has 2 exons.